CCUCCAUAUUACAAUUUGAGAGAGCUUCUUUACACUUUCUUCAAUGGUUUCUUGUUAAUCAUAUUACAAUCUUUUCACCAUUACAAUUCUUCUUCUCUCCUUCACAUUAACUUCUCUUGCCGUGAAUGCAAAGCUGAAUCCGGAGAUCCAUUAUGCCACAACAACAAAGAAGCACAAAAGCUUAAACUCAUAGCAACCCCCAUCGAUCUUAGCGGCGAGCAUGAUCGGUGUUUCCUUACCGUUGUUCACUCGCUCGGUUCCUGCUUUAGGACCCGACCGAAAUCUGUUUCCGUUUAUCCUCAGGUGUUAUUUUGGCUACCGGUUAUAUGCACGUUUUACCAGACUCGUUCAAAUUUCAAUAAUCUCACCUCUAAAUGUUUGCCUGAAGAUCCGUGGAGGAAGUUUCCGUUUUCAUGUUUCAUCGCGAUGGUUUCCGCUUUGUCUACUUUGAUGGUUGACUCGUUUUCAAUGAGUGCCUAUAAGAAGAGAGCUAUUAAGCGUGACCCACGAGUACAGCAAGUUAACCCCAUAAAAGAUAGAUUUAAUUAA
This is a messenger RNA of Thlaspi arvense, 549 nucleotides long. Lineage: Eukaryota; Viridiplantae; Streptophyta; Magnoliopsida; Brassicales; Brassicaceae. The record is from the annotation of a GenBank genome assembly.